AUGGCUUGUUCGCGAGUUAUACGCGCGAGUAAACAAGCUAAAAAAGCUUGUGCUCGUGAAAUGAAUGAAAUAAACAAAAAAUCUGAUGAUUUUUUUCAAAAAUGUGAACAAAAACUAAAAGCAAUUCAACAACAAAUACAAAAAGAAAUGUUAAAAGUUGGUGCAGACAUUGAUAUUCCCACGUCGAAGAAAAUGACCUUAAAUAAAAUCAUUGAAUGCUUAUCUGAUGAUCGUGAAUGA
Didymodactylos carnosus is the source of this 240-nucleotide messenger RNA. Lineage: Eukaryota; Metazoa; Rotifera; Eurotatoria; Philodinida; Philodinidae. The record is from the annotation of a GenBank genome assembly.